This is a messenger RNA of Plasmodium relictum, 1305 nucleotides long. RefSeq names its product conserved Plasmodium protein, unknown function. The transcript has a single exon. NCBI's taxonomy places the organism in Eukaryota, Apicomplexa, Aconoidasida, Haemosporida, Plasmodiidae. The record is from RefSeq and is a predicted model, not a curated record. Bases 1 to 1305 code for a protein of 434 amino acids.
AUGGAAGAAAAAUUUUUGCAAACACACAUUACUAUAUUAUUUUAUUUAAUAUUGUUGUUUUAUUUAAAAAAUUUUACAGUAAAUCUUACAGAUAUUCCGAAAAAACUACUUAAUUAUAUAAAGGUUUAUUACUCCUUUUUAAUAAUAUUAACAGUUGCCGGAUUCUUUAGUCGUUUAAUUAUAUUAAUACAAAUAUUUACAGUGCAGAAAAUUAAUGAAAUUCUUAAUUCAUUUUUAAAAAGAAAUACCAAAAAUGUAAAAAUAAAGAGAAAUUUAAGUUUUAACAAGGAUUUAAAAAAGUCUAAGUUAACAAAAAAAAGAUUGAGUGAUAAAAAUAAUAAUAUUAAAGAUUCAAAAAAUAAUUGUAUAGAUAAAUUAAAUCAUGAUCAAUUUUCAGAAGGAUUUAUUGAUAUUAACAAAAAAAAUUAUAUAAAUAAUAAUGAAGAUGUAAAUAAAUAUGAUAAAAAAAGAGAAACUUACAAUCUCCAUAUAACAAAAGUAAAAAAAAGAAAUAAUGGAAAAUAUAUUGAAAAUGAUAACAUUAAGAGCGAAGAUUUAAUGGAAAUAGAUAAAAAAGGGAAAAUUAAAAGUAAAAUGAAAAAUAGUCAAGAUAUAGAAACCGAUGUUACAAAAAAAGGAAACGUAAAUUUUGAUAUUUAUUCAAAUAAACAAAAAUAUAACUUUUUUACUAAUUUCUCGAAUAUAAUAUGUAGUAACGAGAAUUUUGUAAAAGAAAAUAAUAAUAUAAAUUAUAAUACAAAUAAAAAUAUAAAUAGUAGCGUAAUUAAUAAUAUAAAUAAUAAUAUAAAUAAUAGUACUAAUAAGAAUGCCAAUAAUAACAAUAUAAAUAAUAAUUUAAAUGAUAAUAUAUAUAAUAAUAUAUAUAAUAGCUUCAUUGAUAAUAGAUAUAAUAAUAGUAGUUGUACACUUAUAAAUGAAAUGAAUAUAAAAAUAAACAAUACUUUUACUAAGUCAAAAAAAAUACCAUUAAAGUCUAUUUUAAAGAAAAAUAAUUUAUCGAAUGGUACCUUAAAAAUUAAAAAUCAAGAAAUUAAGAACAACAAGCAUAUACGAUUUAAUUCUGAUAUUGAAACAUAUUUCUUUGAGAAGUACUCUUUUGAAGAGGAUACAUACAACAAUAACAAUUGUAAUAAAAAAAAAUUUUAUAAAAUAUUGGAUACUUAUAAUUUAAUAAGUUGGGAAAUAUUUAGCUAUAGUAAUUUGCGUCAUAAUUUAAAUUUAGUUUUUAUCGAUAUAAUUAAUUCAGUAUUUGUUUUUAAAGAUAAACUAGUUGCAAAGUUUUAA